AGCGCCGCCGCCGCCGCACCCCGGGGCUCGCCAUGCUCCUGGCCUCGGCCGUGGUGGUCUGGGAAUGGCUGAACGAGCACGGCCGCUGGCGUCCCUACAGCCCGGCCGUGAGCCACCACAUCGAGGCGGUGGUCCGCGCCGGGCCCCGCGCGGGGGGCAGCGUGGUGCUGGGCCAGGUGGACAGCCGUCUCGCGCCCUACAUCAUCGACCUGCAGUCCAUGAACCAGUUCCGCCAGGACACGGGGACGCUCCGCCCGGUUCGCCGCAACUACUACGAUCCGUCCUCUGCCCCCGGCAAGGGCGUGGUGUGGGAGUGGGAGAAUGACAACGGUUCUUGGACGCCCUAUGACAUGGAAGUGGGCAUCACCAUCCAGCACGCCUAUGAGAAGCAGCACCCCUGGAUCGACCUCACUUCCAUCGGCUUUAGCUACGUCAUUGACUUCAGCACCAUGGGCCAGAUCAACCGGCAGACCCAGCGCCAACGCCGCGUCCGUCGGCGCCUGGAUCUCAUCUACCCGAUGGUCACCGGCACCUUGCCGAAGGCCCAGUCCUGGCCCGCCAGCCCCGUGUCGGCCGCCUCGCCCGCGGCCCCGCCCUGCUCCUGCCCGCAGUGCGUCCUGGUGAUGAGCGUCAAGGCCGCCGUGGCCAAUGGGAGCACCGGUCCGCUGCAGCCCCCAGCCGCCCGCAAGAACAUGCUCCCAUCUGGAGCCGUCAAGCUGCCCCCACCACCGGGCCCUGGGGCCAAGCCACUGGACAGCACGGGCACCGUCCGAGGCCCGAUGAAGACUGUCCCAUCGCAGGCGAUCCGGCGACAGGCCUCCAGCACGCCCGCAGGGGUGACCGUGGGUUCUCCCGCCAGUCCCCCCGGAGCCAACGCCAAGACCGGAAGGGUGGCCCUGGCGACCUUAAAUCGGACCAACCUGCAGCGACUGGCCAUUGCCCAGUCCCGGGUGCUGAUCGCCUCUGGGGUCCCCACCGUCCCGGUGAAAAACCUAAAUGGGACCAGUCCUGUGAACCCUGCCUUGGCAGGAAUCACUGGGAUUCUCAUGAGCGCUGCGGGGCUGCCUGUGUGUCUCACCAGGCCCCCGAAGCUGGUCCUCCACCCACCCCCGGUGAGCAAGAGUGAAAUCAAAUCCAUCCCAGGGGUUUCCAACACGAGCCGCAAGACGACCAAAAAGCAAGCCAAGAAAGGUAAAACCCCGGAAGAAGUGUUGAAGAAGUACUUGCAGAAAGUCCGGUAUCCCCCCGAUGAGGACUGCACCAUCUGCAUGGAGCGCCUCACAGCCCCCUCAGGCUACAAGGGCCUACAGCCAACGGUCAAGCCUGAGCUGGUGGGCAAGCUGUCCAGAUGCGGCCAUAUCUACCACAUCUACUGCCUGGUCGCCAUGUACAACAAUGGCAACAAGGAUGGGAGUCUGCAGUGCCCAACCUGUAAGACCAUCUAUGGAGUGAAGACAGGCACUCAGCCCCCGGGGAAGAUGGAGUACCACCUCAUCCCUCACUCCCUGCCCGGCCACCCCGACUGCAAGACCAUCCGGAUCAUCUACAGCAUUCCUCCCGGCAUUCAGGGGCCAGAACACCCAAAUCCCGGGAAGAGUUUCAGCGCCCGUGGCUUCCCACGACACUGCUACCUUCCAGACAGCGAGAAAGGGAGAAAAGUGCUGAAGCUGCUGCUUGUGGCCUGGGAUCGCCGCCUCAUCUUUGCCAUUGGUACCUCCAGCACCACGGGCGAGUCAGACACCGUGAUCUGGAAUGAGGUCCACCACAAGACAGAGUUUGGCUCUAAUCUCACAGGUCACGGCUACCCGGAUGCCAAUUACCUGGAUAACGUGUUGGCUGAACUGGCUGCCCAGGGCAUUUCUGAGGACAGCACUGCUCAGGAGAAGGACUGAGCUGGGGUAGGGUUGGGGGGUCUAUGGGCUAGGAGGGGCCAUGGGGACCACAGGGCAGGAAGUGGGAGAGUCAAGGUGGAAGUUGAUGCCAUGCCCUCCCGACUCCUUCAUCUCCCCUUCUGUCCUGUCCCCAUCCCCCAUCCCUCCCGGCCACAGUGGGGGAGGGAGAUUGAGUAAGGUGACGUCAUUCAUAACCCUCAUCCACCACAAAGGAAACAGGGGAUGAGGGCUGUCCUCGGUCUGUCCCCAUGGAGUUUUCGGUGCUGGGUAGGCAAGAACCCCCCACCCCCCUAAGCAGGGGGCAUGGUCAGCACACUUAGGGUAUGGACAGUGCAAGGGCACUCCAUACCCUGGCCUUGUGAAGCCUGAGGUUCAGUACCUUAGUUGGCUUCUUGCUGCUUCCACUCUCCUUUGAGAGCGGAGUUUCUGCUUUUCUCUCCUCCUCUGGAGGCGAGGAGCUCUCACUGUGCAAGAUUGGGGGGAAAGGGGUGAACCGCUAAACUGCUGUGACAUCAGAAAUCAAUGCCUCAUUGUAUAGCAAGGAAGCACUUCCCGCCAUGAGGGUCAGGGAAGCAAAGGUUUCUGGGAGCACAUUCAGCUCUCAUCAUAGUCCCUGGCUUCUCUGAGCCCUCCCUCCUCACGUUUUUGACCUGUCCAAAGAGGCAUCUGGUUCUCUUGUGUGGAUGGAUGGACUCUGGGAUUCCUCUCUGGGGUGGCAUCCCGUGAUGUUUCCAGCCCCUCUCUGAUCAGACCAGAGUCUGCAUCCCACUUAGCAUCUGAACCGUCCUCAGGGAGAGGAGCCCAUAGCCUUCUUCCCAACUCAUCCCAGACCAGCUCAAAGAUUCCAUGAGUUUCAUCAAGUCACUGUGAGUAGAGCCCAUGUUGGGCUCUGUGCCAUCUGUGUAUGUGCAUAUCUGUGUGUGUGCGUGUGUGCACCACUGGGCCAGGUUGGUGGACAGUACCAUCCUGUUCUCCCAUCCUUUUUGCAAACUGUCAAACUCCAGUUCUGAUGGGGUCAAACAAUCAGGCUGUGGUUCCUUAACCUUCCUCAACUUUGGCAACCCAUCCCAUAGUAAACUUGGACCCAGAUGGUAACGAUCAUGCAUCUUACCAGAUGCCCCAGGGAACUGUGCUUGGGGAGACGUGUAAGGUGAGGGCUGGACUGACCCCUUUUUAUAUCUCUUUCAAGAUUGGAUCUAACCAAUUCACCCAGUCUUGUGUCUAUGAGGGCUUUGAUCUGUCUCCAUGCACAUUUGCUAAUCAGAGCCCCGAGGUGGUGCUGGACCCCCUCAUCUAUCACAGAUUGAGCUGGAGCAUGGAGGGAGACUUUUCAGCUCAUUCCUAACAGGGCUGGGACCAUAUCGUGGUCCAGUCCAAACUGCGUUUGGGUUGUGUCCCAAGACUCUUGUCUAUACCCUCUCCAGCAUUCCUCUUGCUUUCCACUUCCCUUAAGGAAUGAAUUGGGGGUCAGGGAGGAGAGAAGGGGGAUCAAGAAGGGAAACCCAAAUCUCCCUUAGAAAGUGGGUUCUUUGAACUAUGUGUUAGGGGGAAGUUCCUCUGGAUACUAAUUUGAAUUUAUAUACCUCAUGUUUUGGGGGUUUGACGUAUAUAUAUCCAUAUAUAUUUCAUAAUAUUUGGAAGGUUUUUGAUGCUAGAAAAAUGAAACAAAAGAACCUUCAGAAAUGGUACUUAAGUUAGAACCCGAAGCCAGGCUUUCCUGCGAACUGGCUCCGUAGCUGCUUGCUGUUCGCCUGCAGCCGUUUUCACAUUGAUGGGACCAGUGGAUUCACCUGAGAGUCACCCAGUUCCUUGGGACUUACUGGCGCUGAGCCUUUCUUCAUUCUCCAGAUGGCUAUCAGGAUGCUAACUGGCUCCAGCAGAGGGAGCUCUGACAGGAGGAACUGUUCCCGACACCCUCGGUCCGGUUUCUCCCGUCGGCCGCCUGCCGUCUUAUCUUACCAGUGGACCAGGACAUAGGGCCUGAGUUCACGGCUCCACAGGGCACAGUUUCCUACCACAGUCAGGAGGAAACAUCUGAACUCAGCGGAAGGGACCUUGCGGCGGUGUUUAAUAUCACAUCCACCCCCUGCCCUUUGCCAGGCUACGGUGUACCAGAGAUGGUGGAAGAGCCUCACUGGAGACCUAGUCCCAUCCCUGCCUUCAGCGGGAGACCCGGGUCAGGGGUCUGCCCUGCCGAGCUUCUCACCCACGGGGCUGAGGAAAGGGGUUGAGGGUCAGUGGGUAGAAAUACACAGCUGUGGAGUAGGUGGGGAGAGGAAGAAAAUACACCCUGACCACUGGCAAAGGGCAGCCGGGACAGGCUGGUUUCCCUGCAGUAGGCAGAAGAAGGGACGGGUGGGGAAGGGGACAGCUGAAUGAAGAAGGGAGAGGACUCUGAGAAUGAGAGGACUCUCAGGCAGGUAGGGUGCCAGGGGCAAUUCCUCUUUCAAGAUAAGUCUUUGUACCUUCAAGACUUGCCCCUUAGGAUGCUGACGAUGUCUGCGCCCUGGUUCUCUUCCUCCCUGGGGUGCUCUGUGGGCAUGAUCUCACCCUCAUGCCGCUCCUCUUGGGGGCUUUCUAGGCAGAAGGGGUCUUGACUCUCCUUUCUAACACUGUGCCAGGCAAGGUGUGGACAGGGUGUCCCUUUGCCCUUUCUCUGUGCCGGCCCGGAAAGGCAUAGUCUCGGGCUCAGUGAGAACCCUGCCAGCAGGGGUCCUGAGCACCCACCCCUCCGACACAGGAUGUUUUCCCACCAUGGCUGUUCCUGCUGUGUCUCCUGGCCCAUGAGGGGAAUCCCAUGCCUUUCCUUUCAUGCACCAGCAGCCUACUUUGUCCCCUCCUGAGUCUGCAGGGAUGACAAAUGGGAUUGCAGACAAACUCUGUCAGAUGCCCAUCCCUUAAAGGUUACUUGUGUAUAUGUGGUUGUGUGUGCCUUUGUGUUUCAUACCCUUUCCCCCACCUUUUUUGUAAAACUUGGACUUCUCUGUGGUUUUACACUUGGUCAAAAGUACUCGUCCUGGUAUUGCACUGUUGUGUGCAUGAGAGGGUAGGGGGCAGGCCCCGUGUGGUAUAAGAAAGGGCCCUGUCCCCUUUUCUUGUCUGUGGUCACUGGCAAUUGAGUGGGGGGUUUUCUGGGAGAGGGAAGGUGAAUGUCCUAACCUAAAUCUUCGUAACUGGUGUUUUGAAGUCCUUGGUGUUGCUCUGUGAGAGGACAUCGCCACCUGGUGCUCAUGAGGUGUAUGUGCAGAACAAUAAAUGGCAAGUGAACAAACCACAAA
Messenger RNA from Lutra lutra (Eurasian river otter), 5170 nucleotides. RefSeq names its product deltex E3 ubiquitin ligase 4 (gene DTX4). NCBI's taxonomy places the organism in Eukaryota, Metazoa, Chordata, Mammalia, Carnivora, Mustelidae. The transcript is spliced from 9 exons. Gene Ontology annotation, cellular component: nucleoplasm. The record is from RefSeq and is a predicted model, not a curated record. Bases 33 to 1892 code for a protein of 619 amino acids. Gene Ontology annotation, biological process: Notch signaling pathway; protein ubiquitination. Gene Ontology annotation, molecular function: ubiquitin protein ligase activity; zinc ion binding.